AUGGGUGGGGUCUCAGGAGGAUAUACAUACACAAACAUACAUAUAUAUGAUAUACAGUAUGUAUGAGAGAGAGAUACAUACACUUUAAGUCUUACAAGUUGUCCAGCUAAGCAAAAAAAUCCAGAUUUGAGAUAAAGAUCACAGAAACAGUCAUUCCAUUUUCCCUGAGGUGGGGCCCCCUUAGUAUCUCAAAUGAGUUAAGGAAACAAACUUGGUUUCUAGUACAAACGUUAAGGAAGUAACCUUAAAGUUGAUUUGAAGAGUAAAGUAGUCAACCCCCAGAUAAUACCCAUGGUUUAAUGAUUAUACCAGUUCUCAAAGGAGUACCGCAGAUUACAGUGGAAAUUAAAGUCUGCGGGGUUAGAAUUGUUUAAAUCUGCAUGGUCUGAUAUCCUGGAGCAAUAUAAUAAGAAAGGGCUUGUACAGCUUAUAACUGUAUCCUUUGAAACAGAAAUAACCGUCACAACCUAAUUAUGACAACAGUUUAGUAAAUGAGGCUGAAUCUGUAAUAGUGAACAUUAGUACUUGACUGCACAAAUAUUGUACUAUUACUCAUAUAUUAAUUAACCACAAACUAAGUUUGUUACAUGCUGAUCUCAUAGUAAUUCAUCAUUAAUGAAUCAUGAUGCAUCUUUCAUCCCAAGCAGUUACUAUAUUUGUUACUAUAUCUGUUAAUUCUGUAAACCUUUGUGAACUACUGAAGGAACAAGUAAUGAACAACACUAGUGAAAUACUAAUGUUUGUUCAUCGUUUUAAUGAAUCAUAACGCAUCUUUUAUCUUUAGUUGAUACAAAUGCUGUUGAUACAAAUAUAGUAUCUCCUCUCACACCAUGCCACUGUUUCUAUUUGUCGCAUUAUUUGGACUUCAGUAGUAACUGAGUUAUUACUGUUUGUGCCUUGUCAACUAAAGUGUUACCAUAGUAUUAGUAGUGAACAUUUUACAGACAAGCCACAAUCAGACAAAAAAGGAUCUCCUUGUUAUCCCAAAUACGAAUAAAAUAACUGUUGGAGCUAAAGCUACAGGGUCCCUAGAUUAUGGAACAUUCUGCGACUUUAAGCAUAUUAUGCUGAACUGGUCUCAGUUUGUAAAUCUCAGCUAACAACCUAUUGUAUGCUGGGGGAGUUGGGUAGCCGGUCAGACUUUUUUCUUUUUUUUUCUUCUUCUUAAUAAGGAGUUUUUGGUUCCUCUUGUCUUUUGUCUUCUAGUGGUCAUUCCCUCUUCCCCUUUUGUCUGUAUCACGAGUCAUUUGGAAUGCAUGAACUAAUAAUCUUGCCCAGUGUCUUGAGGCAAAUGUGAAAGGCACUAUAUAAAAAUAAAUAGAAUUGAAAUUCCUGUGGUCCAGCCCAGUUCUACCACUUGUCCAACGGGUCUAUUUUACUUUAUGUAUAUUUUGAUGCUAAAUGUACAAUGGUGUAGAUGUCCCUAUCGAUAUUGUGGGAUUACCAUGUUUCUUUAGGGGGUGGGGGGUUCAGGGCUGAUUUGGUCAUUUCCAGUGCUUGGAAAUUUGCAUUUCAUCUAAGAUUUGGGGCAGCAUGAUGGCUCAGUAGAUCUGAUCUCUGUUCAGAUCCCACUUCCAUUCUGCGUGUGUGGUUUCCUCUACAGGAUUUGAUAAGCAUGAAUACCAGCCUCCUUCCCACCAUACUGUACAGUGACAGCCCAUCUGAAAAGUGUCCCUCAAUGCAGACUACACAGGUCAACAGGACCAAAUAGAUACAUACUUUACAGUUGAAGGACAUUUCUAUAAACUGAAUUGUGAUCUUUACACAACUCAAAUGGACAAUCAGACACUAAGCUGGAGUAGAGAUGAUAACCAUACUCUAGAUGUGACAAGCCAACGCAUCAAAAAAAUGGAGGACUCGCUAUGGUUUUUACCUGUCAAACUUUCGGACAGUGGAUAUUAUACCUGCAGCAACAGAAGAAACAUAACAAAGAUGAUCCUUUCUGUGGAAAGUGGUUUUUGUCCACGCCAAAGUGACAUAAAACAGUUUCAGUUGGGAACCACUCGCAAACUCUCCUGCAGGCAGGACAUUAUCUUCACUAUCGGUCAGAAAGUGGAAGUGAAUUGGUUAAAGGACUGUAACCCAUUAGGUAGACAUGAUCAAAAAAUCCUAAUGCGUAACAUCACCGAGAAGAGUGCUGGAAAAUACACAUGUCAGAUAAAUUUUAUUUAUGAGAAUAGGAACUACACGGCAUCAUGGACAACCCUACUGAAAGUUAAGAAUGAACCAGUACUGCUGCCACCUAAAGUGAUGCGACCUCGAAAUGAAACUGUGGCAGUGAAAGCAGGUUUGAAUGCAGAGUUAGAAUGUAAAGCAUUUAUUGGAUUAAAUGAAAAGGCAAUGAAUGAGACUGUAAUCUACUGGAUGUUCAACUACACCUUUAUUAACCAAUACCAGGAUCUGAGUGAACGACUGGAAUUCCUGGUUUCCAGUGUGAAACAAGGGAGUUCCAAGGUGUAUAGUGUGUCCAGAUUGUCUAUUGGUGAAGUUCGGAAAGAGUUUUUCCAUGUGCCUUUCCGCUGCAUCGUUUAUAACUCUGUUGGGCGUGAUGUGGGACUGAUACAACUGACUCCAGCCAAUGAUGGAACCUUUUAUAUCCAUGUUUUAAUCUGUGUGGUUAUACCCAUGGCUGUCAUCUCGGUGGUAUACUGUUUCUUCAAGGUUGACUUGGUAUUGGCCUUCCGAGGUAUGCGGCAAGUUUUCUGCCCCAAUACAAUUUCAGAUGGAAAACUCUACGAUGCUUAUGUGAGUUAUCUUCAUCACAACAACCUGUGUUCUUCUCACGCUGAGAACUUUGUCAUGCACAUCCUGCCUGAGGUGCUAGAAGGACUGCAUGGAUACAAACUCUUCAUUAGAGGACGAGACAAUUUGCCUGGAGAGGCAAUCCAUGACAUCAUCGCUGACACUGUUAGGAAAAGCAGGAGAAUGAUCAUUGUUGUUUCAACGACAAGCCCAAAUGAUCUGGACCAAAAUGAACGACUAAACCAGUUCCAGGACGUAUUUGAACAGCAAAUUGGCCUUUAUGAUGCUCUGAUCAAGGACACACUCCAAGUCAUUCUGUUGGAGAUGGAUGAAAACAUUGACUACUCUCUUCUCCCAGAGUCAGUGAAGUAUGUAAAGCAGAAGCAGGGUGCUUUAAGGUGGAAACCAUGCAGAGGGGAUCCAACAGCUCCUCCUAACCGCCGAUUCUGGAAGGUCCUGAGAUACCAUAUGUCUGUAACAAGGUCACAAUCUGUAAUGGAACCGAUCUUACCAACUACCAAACACCCUCAGGCAGAAACCAAUCCAAUAAUGCACACUGUUUAAUACUGCAUACUAUUUUGGAAAGUUAAAUCCUUAUUCCUACUUAUGUAAAUAGAACAUUAUACCCAUUUGCCAAAGUUUUUGUUAUUCACUUUAAUGAAUGAAACCACAUGUUCUCAAAAACAGUAAAGUUCUCAUCAGGGUUGUU
This is a messenger RNA of Paramormyrops kingsleyae, 3451 nucleotides long. Lineage: Eukaryota; Metazoa; Chordata; Actinopteri; Osteoglossiformes; Mormyridae. The record is from RefSeq and is a predicted model, not a curated record.